Molecule: messenger RNA, 1347 nt
Organism: Colletotrichum orchidophilum
Lineage: Eukaryota; Fungi; Ascomycota; Sordariomycetes; Glomerellales; Glomerellaceae
Product: amidohydrolase
Exons: 1
Coding region: 1-1347 (448 amino acids)
Molecular function (GO): hydrolase activity, acting on carbon-nitrogen (but not peptide) bonds
Source: RefSeq, a predicted model, not a curated record
AUGGUCACCACGCAAUCAAAACCCGAUACCUCCGGUGUAGAUCUGUCGAAAUACAUCACUCCGUGGAAGCUUGAUCCGCAGCAACCAUACUUGCUGAAGAACUCCAGAAUCGUCGAUCCUGUUCAUGGAUCGAUCAGUAGCAAUGUCACCAUUGCCCUUUCCGCUGGCAAGAUUGUUUCCGUUGAAGCAGGCGAUCCAGCAAAGACAGAUGGAUUAGACGUCAAGCCGGAGAACAUCAUCGAUCUGGAAGGAAAGUACGUUUGCCCCGGGCUGAUUGACUGCCAUGUCCAUAUAGCAGUUACCCCGGGCGCGGCAAGUCUAUCAUCGUACCGAGACAUGACGGAGACCAAAAGCCUUCUGCGGCAGCCCAGUGUCCUCAAAGCAAUGCUUCAUCGCGGCUUCACUACCGUCAGAGACUGCGGCGGUGCGACUCUUGCCAUGAAAGAAGCCGUUGAAGAGGGCAUCUAUCCCGGUCCGCGCCUUUUCAUAUCUGGAAAGGCGCUCUCUCAGACCGGCGGCCACGGCGACAUGCGUGGACGACAUGAUACUAUCCCCUGCUGCGGCGGCGCUGUAUCAGGUAUCAGCCGUAUUGUAGACGGCGUACCAGAAUGCUAUCGCAUCGCAAGAGAUGAAUUGCGUCAAGGCGCGGACUUCAUCAAGAUCAUGGGCGGUGGCGGCGCCGCGAGCCCGACUGAUCGCAUCGACCAACUUCAGUUUUCCGACGACGAAAUCAAGGCCAUUGUCACUGUUGCAAAUAACGCAAAGACUUAUGUCACAAGCCACUGCUAUACCACAGAAGCAGUCAGACAGGCCAUCAACCAGGGCGUCAGGGGUAUUGAGCACGGCAACAUGAUCGACCUGGAGACCGCGAAACUCAUGGUGAAGACGGGAACAUUCCUCACGCCGACGCUUGUAACUCACUUCGUGUCAAAGGAGUCGCAUUUCCUGGAUGCAGAAUCAGAGGCCAAAGUCACCACUGUACUUGAACAGGGCUUGGCCACGCUCAAGAUGGCGACAGAAGUCGGCGUCACAAUCUGUUUUGGCACCGAUCUGCUUGGCCCGACUCACUUCGCCCAGUCGAAAGAGUUUUCUAUCCGCAGUCAAGUUCAGACCCCUCUCCAGGUUCUACAAAGUGCUACUAUCAAUGCCGCCAAAAUGCUUGGUCAGGAGAACAAGUUGGGUCAGAUCAAGGAGGGAUUCCUGGCAGAUCUGUUGGUCCUGGAUCGUAACCCUUUGGAUGAUAUUACAAUUCUGGACGAGUCUCAGGGGUCCAUCUUGGCUGUUGUGAAGGAAGGGAGAGUUGUGCAUUCGCAUCUGAGUUGUAUGAAAGAAGAGUCGAGAGCUUGA